Molecule: messenger RNA, 3249 nt
Organism: Tachysurus fulvidraco (yellow catfish)
Lineage: Eukaryota; Metazoa; Chordata; Actinopteri; Siluriformes; Bagridae
Gene: egf
Product: epidermal growth factor
Exons: 21
Coding region: 1-3177 (1058 amino acids)
Molecular function (GO): calcium ion binding
Source: RefSeq, a predicted model, not a curated record
AUGGGGAAGAAGUCAAAGGAGUGUCACAAAAUCUCCAUCACCAAAGUAACCAGCGAAGUUAUUUACCGAAAAGCCUUCUGUUUACUGACGGCAUUUUUUGUCCCUCAACAUAAAGCUCCUCCUGAAUUUUUUGAUCCCGAGCCGUAUCUUCUCGUCGGCCUCAGAAACUCUAUUGUCCGGCUCGACCUGGACGGCGUCGGUCAUAAACUCCUCGUCCCCGGUGUGGGGAAGGACAUCCUGAUGGACUUCCACUACAGAGAAGGAAGAGCAUAUUGGGUGGACACACACACUGGCGUCCUGAGUCAGGUCGACCUGAACGGGACACACACUCGGAACCUUCUGUCACUUGGGAAAGGAAUCUCAGGCCUCGCUGUGGACUGGAGAGGAAACUCGGUGUACUGGAGCAAUGGGAAAACCGGGAUGAUCCGGAGAGCGGAUACAGAUGGACACAACGUCAGAACCGUCCUGAGAGACCUGACUCGGCCCAGCAGUCUGGUUAUUGAUCCAAACAUGGGAUCUAUGUUUUGGGUGUCGUCCGGCGUGACGUCCGGUAUUCAGCGCUCAGAUCUGACCGGCGGUCUGAUCACCACGGUGCUGGAAACCUCAGACAGAUUGUUGUGUUUGGUCUGUGAUGCAGUGAAGAAGAAGCUGUUCUGGAUUCUUCAGCACAGAGUGAACGGACUCAGUUCUCUCGGCUCCUGUGAUUAUAACGGCAACUCCGUUAACGUCCUCAACCAGAGAUUAAGCAGAACAAACACUCCGAAGAUGUCACUAUUUUCGGAUUACAUCUACCUGACGGACCCUGCAGCACAAAGUGUAAUGAGAGUAAACAGGAACAUGAGAGAACCUCCUGAGAAAGUCAUCUCCAUAAAGAUGCCGGACGUUCCUGUUGAUGUUAAAGUGGUCCAUCCGACGAAUCAGCCGGAAAGUCGUGUUGCAUUCACUAAGGAGUGUGAGACAGAUAAGUGUGUGAGUGUAUGUUCCAGCUCUAAUGGUCGCUGUGAGUGCAAACCUGGCUUCAAGCUCAGCAAACACAGCAACUACUGUGAAGAUGUAAACGAAUGUGCUCUGUGGAAUCACGGCUGCUCUCUGGGGUGUGAGAACGUUCCAGGUUCUUAUUUCUGCACUUGUCCUGAAGGAUACGUUCUUCUGCCUGACCACAAAACCUGCAUAGAAAUGAAGCCAUGUGUGGAGAAUGAUACACUGUGUGAACAUGCCUGCACACACACACUAGAGGGCGACAUAUGUGUGUGUCCAGUUGGAUCUGUCCUAAAGCCUGAUGGACGUUCCUGCACAGGGUGUGUGUCUCUGGAUCGAGGUGGCUGUAGUCAGGUGUGUGUGACGUUGGCGCCCGGGAGGUGGGAGUGUGUGUGCCAACCCGGAUAUACACUACAGCCAGAUGGCAAACAAUGCAAAGCCCCAGGUCCUUCAGCACUGAUGCUGUUUGCUAACAUGGUGGAUGUGAGGAUUGUGAAUGUGGAUGGAUCAGAGAGCAGGAGUCUGAUGAACGAAUCGAAACGCUCCAUCAUGGCUGUGGAUUAUGAUCCUGUGCAGAACUGGGUGUAUUUUGCUGAUACCGAGCGUAGACAGAUUGAGAGCGUCUCUGUAGAUGGAGGUGACACAGAAGUUCUGAUCACUGAUGUCUCACCUGAGGGAAUCUCUGUGGACUGGAUCAACCGCAGACUCUACUGGGCAGACAGAGGGAUGUUCUCGGUUUCUCGUAGCCGACUGAACGGACUGGAGAGUACGGUGCUGAUUCAGGACAAACAUCUGCAGCCAAGAGACGUAGCAGUUCAUCCUCAAGCUCAGACUAUAUUCUGGACAGAUGUGGGUGUCCCUGUGGCGGUGUGGAGGGCAGGUCUGGAUGGAGAGGAUCGCUCGGUGCUGAUUGGUUCAGGACUUGUGUCUCCCUGCGGCAUCACUGUGGAUCACAACACACACAAACUGUACUGGAGCGACAUCGGAGCCGGACGCAUCGAGUCAGCGGGGCUGGAUGGCUCACACCGACACACACUCACACACAAGCAAGUAGGUCGCCCAUUUGACAUAGCAGUGUUUGAGGACACCGUGUGGUUCAGUAACUGGGAAGAUGAUCACAUUUAUCGACUGGAUAAAAGAACAGGAAGUGAUGUGGAACGGAUUAAUGUGAACUCUGUCCGACCGGCUUCACUCAUUAUAGUGCAUCCUCUCAUUAAACCAGGGGCAGACCUUUGUCUCCAUGGAAACGGAGGGUGUUCCCAGCUUUGUGAAAGCAGCCUCGGAUUGGCUCGUUGCUCUUGUCGCUCACAGCACAUCCUAUCAGCUGAUGGCAAAGCCUGUUUUCCCAUAGAUACCUCUUCCUCUUCUUUAUCUUCCUCUUCGUCAUUAUCUGCAGGUCACUAUAGUGACGGCUGUGUCUCAAAUCACAUACUGUGCUUUAUUUUUAGACUAGUACUGCGUAAUACAUCCUUCCUGUAUGAAAGAAUAACAAUAGAUUGUGUGUGUGUGUGUGUGUGUGUGUGUGUGGUGACAGUGGAGCGUAGUGACACCUUCAGGCCGAGCUCAGAGACUCCACCUCAGGUGACGACGCCGUGGCGACGUGGAGACGUGGUGGAGAUCUGUCCAUCCACACACGACUCCUACUGUCUCCACAACGCUAUGUGUUUCUACUUUCCUGAGAUGGAGACUUAUGCCUGCAACUGUGUUCUAGGCUACAUGGGGGAGCGUUGUCAGUACAGUGAUUUGGAGUGGUGGGAUCUGCAGCAAGUGGAACAGGAGAAGAGGAGAAACACCGCCAUUGCUGUAUGCAUCACUUUACUCCUCCUGCUGCUGACCAUCACAGUCAGCAUCACCUACUGCUACAGGUGUAGGAGGUGUACAAGAAGGCGAGCUACAGAAGAGAUGGUCGGUGAGAGGAGUGUGUGUGAGGAGACGGUCACUGAAAGACGAUCCAUCAGCCCACAGUUCUAUGUGUUGCUGAACCACAACCAUGAAAAGGCAAUCCACAUAGUCGGUUCUCAUAGAAGAGGAGUGUGUCCAUGCUGCUGCUCAGAAACAGGUGAGAGUGUUGUCUCUGAAGACACUACGACUCAGGACACACUUGUGGAUUUGGUAGACGGUGACACACCAGAGUUGUGCAUGAAGCCCAGCAUUAAUCUGAUCUCUCUGGACGACUCACACACAUCAUCACUGAUGUAAACAUCUGCUGUCUGUGUGUGUGUGUGUUUGUGUUUGUGUGUGUGUGUGUGUGUGUGUGUGUGUGUGUGUGUG